CGCUUCUUCUCUCAAGAUGGCCGACAAACUCCCCUCGGAGUUCGAUGUGGUGGUGAUAGGGACCGGUUUGCCGGAGUCCAUUGUUGCAGCUGCUUGUUCAAGGAGUGGCCAGAGCGUUCUACAUGUUGAUUCAAGAAACUAUUAUGGAGGAAACUGGGCCAGUUUCAGCUUUUCAGGAUUAUUGUCCUGGAUAAAGGAGUAUCAGGAGGAGAGUGAUGGGGAAGAGUGGGCAGCAUGGCAAGAGCUGAUACUGGAAACAGAAGAAGGCGUUGCUCUUCGUAAGAAAGACCAGACCAUCCAACAUAUAGAAGUCAUUUGUUAUGCCAGUCAGGAUUCAGAUGAACAUGUUGAAGAAGUCGGUGCUGUGCAGAAAAAUCCUGCCUCUGUGACAUCUGCUAGCUCAAAUGACCCUCCGGACUCCAUGCUCACAGCUUGCUCUGAUACGUCUGAAUUAACAGCGCUGCUCAGUGAGCCAGAGACUGCACAGGAAGAACCUGAUGUAGAUGUGACACUGGGGAAUGAAAACCAUGGUGGUGAUACGGAUUGUAGCCAGUCACCUUUGGAACAGGAAAAAGCUGAAAAUGUACCUGUAGGAGAAGAUGUUGUUGAUGCACCCAAGAAGAAUAGGAUUACUUACUCCCAAAUUGUUAAAGAAGGCAGGAGAUUUAAUAUUGAUUUGACCUCAAAGAUGCUUUAUUCUCGAGGAUUGCUAAUUGACCUUCUAAUCAAAUCAAACGUCAGUCGAUAUGCAGAGUUCAAAAAUGUCACCAGGAUUCUGGGCUAUCAAGAAGGGAAUGUGUUACAGGUACCUUGCUCCAGAGCAGAUGUUUUUAAUAGCAAGAAACUCACUAUGGUAGAAAAGAGAAUGCUGAUGAAAUUUCUGACAUUUUGUUUGGACUAUGAACAGCACCCUGAUGACUACAAAGCUUAUGAGGAACACACCUUUUCAGAGUUCUUAAAAACUCAAAAGCUGACCCCAAGCCUUCAACACUUUGUCCUUCAUUCCAUUGCAAUGACAUCAGAGGCCUCCACCAGCACAUUGGAUGGCCUCAAAGAAACGCAGAGCUUUCUUCGGUGUCUUGGACGGUAUGGCAACACUCCCUUCUUGUUUCCAUUGUAUGGCCAAGGGGAGCUGCCCCAGUGUUUCUGCAGGAUGUGUGCAGUAUUCGGUGGAACCUAUUGUCUCAGCCAUGCAGUACAGUGCCUUGUAGUGGACAAAGAAUCUGGAAAAUGUACGGCAGUCAUAGAUCACUUUGGUCAGAGGAUAAGUGCUAAGUAUUUUAUUGUUGAAGACAGUUACCUUACUGAGAAAACCUGUUCAAAUGUGACCUACAGGCAGAUCUCGAGGGCGGUGCUGAUUACAGAUCGAUCUGUACUGAAGGCAGAUUCCGAUCAGCAGAUUUCCAUUUUGACAGUGCCACCAGUGGAGCCAGGAUCUGCUGCUGUCCGGGUCAUUGAGUUGUGCUCUUCCACCAUGACAUGCAUGAAAGGAACAUAUCUCAUCCAUUUGACUUGUCCAUCCUCAAAAAAAACAGCAAGAGAAGAUUUAGAGCCAGUCGUGCAGAAAUUGUUCACCCCAUAUGCUGAGGCAGAGUUGGAAAAUGAAGAACCAGAAAAGCCAAAGCUUCUGUGGGCACUCUAUUUCAACAUGAGAGAUUCUUCAGGCAUCAACAGAGAAUCCUAUAAUGACUUACCUUCAAAUGUAUAUGUCUGCUCUGGACCAGAUUGUGUUCUGGGAAAUAAGCAUGCUGUCAAACAGGCUGAAACACUUUUCCGGCACAUCUCACCAAAUGAAGAGUUCUGCCCCCCUCCACCAAAUCCUGAAGACAUUGUUUUUGAUGGAGAUGCUAUGGAACCAGAGGUUCCUGUACCCAAGCCAGAGGCUACUGAAGAAAUCACACGCCAAGGAGAUACAGAAGAACACUCAGAAAAAUAGACAACUGUCAGACCUGGAGCCCUACUUGAAGAAGAAUCCUCAACGUCCGAAUUGUCUUAAUAUAAGCAAAGUUAGAAAAUGACUGAAAAGCAAUAGCCACCCCCCCUUUUGUUUGUGUAGGGUUUUUGUUAUUGUUGUUGUUUGCAAAAUUAUAUGUUAAAAGAAACCAGAAGGGCUCUACCCCAGCCUCCCUUGAAGAGAAGGGCAUUGUUGCACAAAGUCAAACCCACACUUUUAGAAGACAUUUCUUCUCUUUGUUUUAAAAUGUCAAAGCUUUUAAAUGAACAGAUAAGAGUUUUCCAGGGCUUUGUCUCCCAGGAGUCACUGUCCAGGUUAAGGAGCCUGAUGAUGAAUUAUUAGUUGUGUGUAAUGUUCAGACAGUUUUCCCUCCAUUUCCUCAGGUUCAGUGGAGUCAUUCUCCAAAGGCUCAGCUCUUUGGAAUACUCAGCACUGCCCUGUCUUGUUUCCAAUUACAGUGUUUUCAUUUGUGGGCCAGUCACAAACAUAUUCGUAAAUAAGUAUAGUUUAGAAGAACUAAGUUUACAUUAGCAAACCAUCUUUGCCCAUAUUUAAGGACUUUUUGCAAUCUGUAGAAGCCCCAAGAUACACUGUCUUCCUCUUACUAGCUAACAGUAAGUUACAUUGUUUAAGCAGAACGGUUAUCUUCUUGUUUGGAAUCUUUUUCUUCAGUAAGAAACCUCAGUAAUAACUAGGAUCAGAAGCAGUGACGGCUUUGAAACUAAGAUUUAGGUUAGUUCUUAGUAAUGAACGAAACAAUAGAGAUGACUGGCAGGAGCAGCACUGACCUGAUCGACAGCUUGGAGACAAAGAUUAAGUCCUUGCUGUGCCAGUCUCUGGCUUUGGGCAAACCCUUUAACCUCUUCGUGCCUCAGUUUUUCCACCUGUAAAAUCGUAAUAAUAAUUUCUUUCCUUGUGUGCUCGAUGAAAAUGCUAGGAUGGGGACAGCUACGUAGUGCAGUGGAUAGAGCACUGGCCCUGGAUUCAGGAGGACCUGAGUUCAAAUCCGGCCUCAGACACUUGACACUUACUAGCUGUGUGACCCUGGGCAAGUCACUUAACCCUCAUUGCCCCGCGCGCACACACACACACAAAAAAAAAAGAAAAGAAAAGAAAAAGAAAGAAAGAAAAUGCUAGGAUGAUAAAAUGCGUUUGUGUAGAAUAUAAAGUUUACUUUUUUCAGGGGAAAAUGUCUUCUAAAGUUUUUAAGCCUUCUCUUCUGAUUUUUGAUUUGAAAUGAGCAGUUCAACACCCCACACAGUAAGGCAGCCCCAGGCUUCUUGAGAAAAUAACAAGAUCAUCCAUAACUGUUCUUAUUCCCGUGUACUAAGAUUUUGAAGUGAAAAUGCAUUGUCUAAAUGUAUUUAUCUCAGCAUGUCAGUUUAUCUUCUAAGUAGGGGGCAUUUCAUAGCCCCUCUAAGAUAUUACUACAUUAAGGUAUGACUUUUAGCUCUUUGAAGGAAAGGUACCAUGUAAAUCUAAGUCAUAUUCCUUUCCUCACAGGCACAUCCCAAACUAGUGAACAAAACUUUACAGUGAGUCAGUCCUAGGGUGUGUAUAGCAGAAAUAACUCCACAUCUAAAGGCCAAAGUCACUUAUGAUAACAAUGCCUUUGUGUAUAUAAGAGAUUGCUAGAUCUAGGCAGAAGACAGCCCCCCCCCCCACCUUGGGGGCAAUAGUCAAUAUCUCUAGAUUCCAUUAAAAAAAAAAAGAAUUAAGAAUUCUAAGUUCAUUGGAAUGAGAUUUGAACUGUUUACUGUUUUUCUUUCUAAAAAAAGCCAUGGCUACAUAGGAAGGCACAUGUUUCAGCAUACCUUAGCUGUAACUUGUCCUUGAAUUUCCCCACACUAUAGGAAUCUGCAAGGAAGAAAGCUGGUGCUUUGAUCAAUUCUCUCCCUGGGAAGAGGGAGGAGCAGAAUAUUGGGAGUAUGCACAGGUAAUUUGGAAAGCAGGAAGUGUAGCAGUCUUAACCCCUUCCUCUUCACCUUGCCCCUCUCACCCCGGCUCCUCACCAUGUCCUUGGCACUUUCAAGGCUAUUUGCUGCCCGUGAAUAGUCUUCCCUAUUUGAAUCCAAAACCUUCCCUAUUCUGCUCUUCUGAUUUUAAUGUUACACAUUUCACCCCUUAUAACAUGUUUGUUAUAUGGUUUUAUAGUUCUACCACUAGUCACAUUGUAGCCCCUGAAAACCAACUGCUGCAUGCAAUGAAAACCUAAUAUCUCUCUCUAUAUAUGACCCUGUUAGUCUUAGAGCUCCAGGUAUUAGUUUUGUUCCUGGACACUAGCAAUAUAAAAGGGUUCUACUGUAUGUGAAUAUUGGGUCAGGAUACAAUUGCAGUAGGCUGCAAUGGGAAUCUUUUGGUUCAUUUUCUUCAUCCUAAGUUAGCUUCUUAAGUAUAGUACAUAAAUGUAUGCAAACCAUAAGCAAAUCAGGGUAACCCCAGAUAAUAGGAACAAAAAAUCAUAGUACUGUACUUUGGGUUUGCUCAGUAGAAGAGCGUGGGCUGUACUAUAGGAAGGCUGAAGCUAUGGCACACCCUGUUUUAGCCUUUAACCUGUAUGGGCAUAGCCUGCCCAGUUACUCUAGGUGCUUGGUGAGGAUUACUUAUGCAAGGGGGCUCCCUGAGUCUGCUAUGGAUAAUCUCCCACCUGACCUUGAAGUAUAAAACAUUUUGAAUCAGGGUCAUGUUGACGUCAAUGCGUGUUAUAGACCUCAACCUCAUUGCAUAAUUGCCUUGUUGCAUCAGAAUGUAAUAGAAGUUAUUCUUUUGGGGCUAUCUGUGUUAAGUACUCCUAAUAAAUAUUGUAUUUAAGGAGAAUUCUACGUUUAAAAGGUUUGUUAUAGAAUCUACAUUCUCACCUGUAGUUUACUACAUGCAGUCUAUAUCGGUUUUUAUAAAGGAAAUUUAUACAUGAUUAAAAACUUGAAUGAUUAAUUAAAAAAUUGGAAACACCAUUUUUCAAAGACUCAGUUUACUUCACAUGUUUAGGAUAACAUGUUUGGCAAAACUCAAUAAUGUUAUUCAUUUCUGCAAUUAACAUGGGAACCAGCUUUGUUGCUGCUUUUCUGUGUACUCUUCCUGUCCCUAGAAGUGGAUUUAUAUCCCACAGGUAAGGUAAUUUUUAUCAUCAUUAUUAUUAAUAAAUAGCUAAUUCAAGUUUAUAAUUUCUUUUCACUCUCACAUAUUCAUUUUUGUUAUAUCCAUAGCUUUUUCAGUUGACACCAUUUAUAAAGGCCUAGAGCGGGGCUUUUUAGCUUGGGGGAAGGGGUCCUAGGCACCUUUGGGAGUCUUAUGAAACAAAUGGUCCAUUUCUUAUAAUUGUGUUUUUAAAUGCAUACAAUAAAAUACAUAGGAUUAUGAAUCAAGCAUAUUAUAUUGAAAUAUAGUUAUCAAGAUAUAUUUUUUUAAAGCUCACAGACACUGAAUUAAUAACCCAUGGCUUAGAGACAUUUGGAAAUGGGGUGGGGGGAACAAGCUAAAAACCAGUUUCAAUUGCUAAAUAAUAGUUAUCUUUGAGAAAUGGAAUUAUCCAAUCAGCCGGCCAAGAAGAAGCAAGAAUUUAGUGUUGUUGUUCUUUGUCUUUAUUCUCAGCUGAUGUUCCUGUGUUUAUAUCAGAAAGUAUCAAUUAGGGAACUCAUUUGCACGCUGGAGCAAACAGCAGCAAGUUUUCAUAGGAAAUAAGGAAAAAAUAAUCAGCUCUUAUUGCCUUUCUUUACUGGGGACCCUAUUUCUUUUCUUGUUCACUUUUUUGUAUU
This is a messenger RNA of Dromiciops gliroides (monito del monte), 5709 nucleotides long. RefSeq names its product CHM Rab escort protein (gene CHM). Gene Ontology annotation, cellular component: nucleus; cytoplasm; cytosol. Lineage: Eukaryota; Metazoa; Chordata; Mammalia; Microbiotheria; Microbiotheriidae. Bases 17 to 1936 code for a protein of 639 amino acids. The record is from RefSeq and is a predicted model, not a curated record. Gene Ontology annotation, biological process: protein geranylgeranylation; intracellular protein transport; small GTPase-mediated signal transduction. Gene Ontology annotation, molecular function: GDP-dissociation inhibitor activity. The transcript has 15 exons.